This is a messenger RNA of Orycteropus afer afer, 1281 nucleotides long. RefSeq names its product interferon regulatory factor 3 (gene IRF3). Bases 1 to 1281 code for a protein of 426 amino acids. The transcript has 7 exons. Gene Ontology annotation, biological process: immune system process; regulation of transcription by RNA polymerase II. Lineage: Eukaryota; Metazoa; Chordata; Mammalia; Tubulidentata; Orycteropodidae. Gene Ontology annotation, molecular function: protein binding; DNA-binding transcription factor activity, RNA polymerase II-specific; RNA polymerase II cis-regulatory region sequence-specific DNA binding. Gene Ontology annotation, cellular component: nucleus. The record is from RefSeq and is a predicted model, not a curated record.
AUGGGGACCCAAAAGCCGCGGAUUCUGCCCUGGCUCAUUUCGCAACUGGACAUGGGGCAGAUGGAAGGUGUUGCCUGGGUAGACGAGAAACAUACGCGCUUCCGCAUCCCUUGGAAGCACCGCCUACGGCAGGAUACGCAGCAGGAGGACUUCCGCAUCUUCCAGGCCUGGGCUGAGGUCAGUGGCGCCUACAAUCCCGAGAAGGAUAGGCCAGACCCACCUACCUGGAAGAGGAAUUUCCGGUCCGCUUUGAACCGGAAGGAGGUGUUGCGUGUAGCCGACGACCGGAGCAAGGACCCUCUUGACCCGCACAAGAUCUAUGAGUUUGUGACGCCAGGGGUUAAGGACUUUCUGGAUUUGGACACCUCUCCAGACACCAAUGACAGGGGUAGUGCCUCUGACACCCAGGAAGACAUUCUGGAGGAGUUACUAGGUGACAUGGUCUUGGCCCCCAUCCCAGAUGGGGGGGCCUUGGGCCUGCCUGUGGCCGCUGAGCAAGCCCCUCAGCUAUCGCUGAACCCCAGCGCAGACAUCUUUUCUCUCUGCCCAAACGUGGCACCCUCAGAAAACCCACUGAAGCAGCUGUUGGUCCCGGAGGAUGAAUGGGAGUUUGAGCUGACUGCCUUUUACCGUGGCCGCCAAGCCUUCCAGCAGACUCUCUUCUGUCCCGGGGGCCUGCGGCUGGUGGGGUCAGAAGCAGCAGACAGAACGCUUCCUGGGCAGCCUGUGAUGCUGCCCGACCCCGAGGUGCUUCUGACCGACAGGGUGGCCGUGCGCUAUGUGAGACAUGUGCUUAGCUCCCUGGGUGGGGGUCUCACGCUGUGGAGGGCAGGGUGUCAGCUCUGGGCCCGGAGGCUGGGGCAUUGCCACACCUUCUGGGCUGUGGGCGAGGAGCUACUCCCCGACAGUAUCCACGGGCCGGACGGCGAGGUCCCCAAGGACGUUGGAGGAGUUGUGUUCGACCUGGAACCCUUCAUAAAGGGUCUGAUUGCCUUCAUCAGAGGAAGCACGUGCUCACCCCGCUACACCCUCUGGUUCUGCUUUGGGCAGCCGUGGCCCCAAGACAAGCCGUGGAUCAAGAAGCUGGUGAUGGUCAAGGUAGUUCCUACAUGCCUCCGGGUCCUGCUAGACAUGGCCCGGGUGGGGGGCGCCUCCUCGCUGGAGACUGUGGACCUGCACAUAUCCAACAGCCAACCCCUCUCCCUCACCUCAGACCAGUACAUGGCCUACCUGCAGGACCUGGUUGAGGACAUGGAUUUCCAGGUCGCCGGGGAGGCCUGA